Linum tenue is the source of this 864-nucleotide messenger RNA. Lineage: Eukaryota; Viridiplantae; Streptophyta; Magnoliopsida; Malpighiales; Linaceae. The record is from the annotation of a GenBank genome assembly.
AUGGGGUUUCGAAUCCCGUUCGAGAAGUACAAGGGCUACAACUUGGUGGUGAACGGGUGGAAUGAGCUGGUCUAUGGAGAGAAGAAGAAGAGCUGGACCGGGUUGAACGCCGGAGUGCUCUUGAUUCGAAACUGCGAGUGGUCGAUGGAGCUGAUUGACGAGUUGUCCGGCCUCAUUUACUUGCUAAUCAACAACGGCACCGGCGCCGGCAAAGGGCGAGAGUUCAGGGAGAAAGUCUACCUGGAAGACGAGUACGAUUUCCUGCGGUACUGGUUAGACCGGGCGGGUUCGUUCGAGAAUGUGACUCGGGACUACGACGACGUAAUGGAGGGGAAGGAUGGCGGCGUUUUAAGGCGGAGGCACGCUGAGGGAGUGAGCGAGUUCUACGGCGGGAUGCUAGAAGAGCGGAUCAAGGAGUGGGAUUGUAAGAAGAGGAGGUCGCUGAUCACGCAUUUUACAGGGUGCGAGCCGUGUUCCGGCGAGCACAAUCCGAUGUACAGCUGGGGAGAUUGCUACGAUGGGAUGGUGAAGGCUUUGAAUUUUGGUGAUAAUCAGAUAACUGACUCUGCCGAAUCCUCCUUCACCUGGGAGAAAGUCUACCUCGAAGAUGAGUACGAUUUCCAGCGGUACUGGUUAGACCGGGCGGGUUCGUUCGAAAAUUUGACUCGGGACUACGACGACGUAUUGGAGGGGAAGAACGGCGGCGUUUUGAGGCGGAGGCACGCCGAGGGAGUGAGCGAGUUCUACGGCGAGAUGCUGGCAGAGCGGAUCAAGGAGUGGGAUCGUAGCAAGAGGAGGUCGCUAAUCACGCAUUUUACAGGGUGCGAGCCGUGCUCCGGCGAGCACAAUCCGAUGUACAGCUAG